Macadamia integrifolia is the source of this 2621-nucleotide messenger RNA. Its product is annotated as ubiquitin-like-specific protease ESD4. Gene Ontology annotation, biological process: protein desumoylation. The coding region runs from base 418 to 1998 and encodes 526 amino acids. The transcript is spliced from 9 exons. The record is from RefSeq and is a predicted model, not a curated record. Gene Ontology annotation, cellular component: nucleus. Gene Ontology annotation, molecular function: deSUMOylase activity. Lineage: Eukaryota; Viridiplantae; Streptophyta; Magnoliopsida; Proteales; Proteaceae.
ACAUCGAUUUGGUGCAAACUUGGAGUUCGAGAGAACGAACGAACGAAAUAAACUGAAUUUCAUUUCCCCAUAUUAUUUGAGGGGGGGCGCGGGAACGCUUUGAUAGACGAUUCCAUUUCCUUUCUCAUUGCCGUUAAUCCAUCUUCGAUUCUUCAAUUUAACUGCAUUUUCAGGUUUCAAUUCCCAUUUCCCAGCGAAGUUCUCUGGUUUACAGUCCUGCCCUAGCUCAAUUUAAGGAGUAACAGUCAUCUAUCAUCUUCUGAUCUGCUGAAAUCUCACCCGGAAAACCCUAGUUCAUCCCCUGCAAUUAUUUUUGUUUCCAGGGUUUCAUAGCUAGGUACGCUUCGUUGACUGUUAAUUCAUAGGUGGAUUUGUAAUCCAGGGCUGUUUGAUCGUAGAUGGACUCGUAUUCCAGGCAUGUUAGUGUACUUGCCAGAGCUUCGAGCUUCCAUGGGUGCCCUAGCCAUCAAUCGUAAUAGUGGAGAUCGUUGGUUCAGCUUCAGUUAUGCUUACUCGCCUUUUAACUUUAAGAAUUCCGACUCUCGACCUGACCUUCACUCCUUUAAGAAACCCAGAUUUUCGCAUAUGCCUACCAGUACAGAGCGGCAGCUAUCUUCGCUGAAUAUAGCAUCUAGAAUCUCUCUGUACCCGGAGGAGAUUCGGCCUUUGCCUAGAGAAGUUCACGCUCCUUGCCGGAAAACCAGCUUUGGUCGCCCACCCAGGUUGGUCAGUCGAGUUGGAAACAAUCAAGGUUCGAUUUACGUGAUGGGGAAUUGUCUAGCUCCUCGCCGAUACGAUGAAGCAAAAACUUCUGCAUCUGACCCUUCACGGCACUUGAGACGGGACAAGGCACCAGUGAUUGAUGUGGAGGCGGCGUGCUCCAAGGAUGUAAUUGCAGAUCACUCGAGCAUAGACGAAAUUGAAGUAUUGGACGAUGAGCGACAAGUCCGCUCUGUAGUUUCGGAUUGGAAGUCUCAUGAGACCAAUGCUGAUGUCUUUCUGCGGGGUGCUCAUGUAAAGUUUCCGGCUUAUGGUCAGCAACUGUCUUCUUCUGCAGUAUCUAAGCUGACUCAGGUGGACGAAGCGGGGAAGAUGAUGGCGGCUCUGUCUAUCAGUCCCGGAGAAGAGGAGCUUGGCAUGCUUCCUCACAAAAAAUUGCACAAGUCUACAGAGAGACGGAAUUCGAAAUUGGACAUGUUAAAUUUUGAGAUCAAUUAUAAUCAGUUAAAGUUGUCACUCCUCCCGAAGCGCCAGGCAAAGAAACCCGCGGAGGGUCUACCCCGAGAACCUUUUGUUCCUCUUACGCCUGAGGAAGAGAUUGAAGUCUCUCGUGCUUUAUCGGCUUCUGAUAGGCGGAAGGUCUUGGUCACACAUGGAAAUUCUAAUAUCGAAAUCACAGGACAAAUCUUGCAGUGCUUGAGCCCGGGUGCCUGGCUGAAUGAUGAGGUCAUAAAUGUCUAUCUUGAACUACUGAAGGAGAGAGAAAAAAGAGAACCAACAAACUUUCUGAAGUGCCAUUUUUUCAACACAUUCUUCUAUAAGAAGUUGAUUAGUGGGAGCAGUGGUUAUGACUUUAAAGCUGUGGGGAGAUGGACUACUAUGAGGAAGAUAGGGUACGGCCUUGUCGAGUGUGACAAAAUAUUUGUUCCUAUCCACAGAGAGGCACACUGGUGCUUGGCUGUUAUCAACAAAAAGGAUGAAAAAUUCCAGUAUCUUGAUUCACUUAAAGGCAAGGAUUUCCAAGUGCUAAAAAUACUGGCAAGAUACUUUGUAGAUGAGGUGAAGGACAAGAGUGGAGAAGACAUUGAUGUUAGCUCCUGGAAGCAUGAAUGUGUUGAUGGCCUUCCUAAACAGCAGAAUUGGUCAGACUGUGGCAUGUUCAUGAUCAAAUAUGCAGACUUCUACAGUAGAGGUCUAGGGCUCUGUUUCGAUCAGAAACACAUACCUUAUUUCCGGCAGAGGACUGCAAAGGAGAUUCUGAGGUUGAAAGCUGAGUGAACUGUAAGGAACUUAUCUGUUUGAUUAGGCUGCAGUUAGUAGAGAAAUUGAUCAAUGGGAAAGGUUGUUGAAAGAUAUGAAACUGGUGUGGCCUCCCGUGAACGUGGAGACCCUUGAAUAGUUGCCAUGCAGCUCAAGCAUAUUCACUCUUCUGGGUGGACAAACUGGCUGACACUGACGAUACUUUAUUUUCUUGCAUGGGAGGAAAUGGAAUUGCUUGCCUGUAUAUAAUAUAUAUGUCUGAGCAUGAGUUUUUUGGGGCUGGGUUACUAUUUGCGUUCUGUUCCCUUGGGGUCACUCAGCCCCUCCCCGUACCCUUAUCACCUUUUCUCUUUUAGCCUUUUUUCGCCCCUUUUUUCUUAUAGCCAUUUCUUUCUUGGAAUUUAGUUGUCAGUCCACAAUUGUAAUAAUAAAUGAUGCCUUCUGAGGAAGUUCAAAGAAGGGUUGAAGUGGUCUUACAUAUUGUCACUUCUGUAUGCAUAUGAUUUUAUUUUGGAUCUUUGACAGCCAAGUGGAGAGACAGGUUAAUCCUGUAUUCUACAAAUACUGACAGUUCAGAUAAGUUUACUGCAUAGGUUGAUGUAGUUGUGAGUCAUCGAAAGGUAUUUAGAUUGUUCAUCUGA